UGCGUUGCCAUAGUUCCUCAAGCCAGCAAGCAAUCAAGAAGCCAACCAAAGCCUCCAUCUCCGGUCGUCCAGUCUCAAGCUCGAACCGAAAAUGUCGUGCUGCUCAGGAAAGUGCGGCUGCGGCGAUGCCUGCAAGUGCGGCAGCGGCUGCAACGGUUGCGGCAUGUACCCUGACGUCGAGGCCGCCGGCAGCAACACCGUCCUCCUCGUCACCGCCGCUACCCACAAGGCUAGCGCCGGGGGGAUGGAGAUGUCGGCAGAGGCGGAGAACGGCGGCUGCAGCUGCAGCAAGUGCAACUGCGGCACCAGCUGCGGAUGCUCCUGCUGCACUUGCUAGGUCGUCGACCACUCAGUUGUUGCCACUGGUCGCCUGCUACCACCAUGUAACGCUACCCUGAUCAAGGGCCUGUGUAUGUGUGCGCCUACCCUGCCUCGGCAGCAGGUCAUGCAUAUGUUCGCCCCAAAUUAAAUAAAUUUCGCCCGGUUUAACUGUCCUAAA
Molecule: messenger RNA, 499 nt
Organism: Lolium perenne
Lineage: Eukaryota; Viridiplantae; Streptophyta; Magnoliopsida; Poales; Poaceae
Source: RefSeq, a predicted model, not a curated record